Juglans microcarpa x Juglans regia is the source of this 1818-nucleotide messenger RNA. RefSeq lists its product as uncharacterized. The record is from RefSeq and is a predicted model, not a curated record. Gene Ontology annotation, molecular function: RNA-DNA hybrid ribonuclease activity; nucleic acid binding. The transcript is spliced from 4 exons. The coding region runs from base 1 to 1818 and encodes 605 amino acids. NCBI's taxonomy places the organism in Eukaryota, Viridiplantae, Streptophyta, Magnoliopsida, Fagales, Juglandaceae.
AUGGGGGACUUUAACGAGGUUAUAUUCCAAGAGGAGUACUUUGGCUCCAACAUACGCCCCUUUAAGCAAAUGGAAGAUUUUAGACUGGCCUUAUCAGACUGUGGACUUAUGGAUAUUGGUUUCGAAGGAUCAAAAUUUACUUGGUGCAAUAAAAGGGAGGGAUUGAAUUCACUAAAUGUCGAUUGGAUAGAGCCCUAUCCAAUGUUGAAGGGCUUAACCUCUUUGACUCUAAUCAGUGUUACCACUGUCAACUACUCUAUCCUUGUUAAUGGUGUACCCCAAGCAGAAUUUACUCCUUCCAGAGGCAUUAGGCAGGGAGAUCCUUUAUCUCCCUUCCUAUUCAUCAUCUGUUCUGAAUUCCUCAGCCAUAGCUUAAAUCAAGCUGAGAUGCAGGGAAUUAUCUCUGGGAUUCCAGCUGCUCGAGGAUCCUUUCAUGUGAACCACCUUUUCUUCGCAGAUGACAGCUUGGUAUUUUGCAGAUCUAAUCCAGAUGAAUGGUGUAUACUACAACAGGUAUUAAGCAGUUAUGAAAAAGUUUCGGGUCAGAGACUUAACCUUGAAAAAACCUCCAUCUUCUUCAGCAGGAACACCAAAGUUGAGGUCCAACAAGCAAUCUUUCAACAGUCAGGAAUCAAAGCUUUAGGAUCCUUUGAUAAAUAUUUGGGGUUACCAUCAUAUGUGGGAAGGAACAGAAUAAAGGCCUUUCAUUCAAUACUUGAUAGGGUCAAAGCCAAGAUUACUAAUUGGAAGAGCAACCUGCUGUCCCAAGCUGGGAAGGAGACCCUCCUUAAAUCUGUGCUGCAAUCAAUCCCAACUUAUAGUAUGGGGAUAUUCAAAAUCCCUAAAGCAAUUCUUAGAAAACUCAAUCAGCUCCUACAAUCCUUCUGGUGGGGUCAAAGCAACCACAGGUCCAAAAUACAUUGGCUGAGCUCGCAGAAACUAGGGAAAUCCAAGCAGAAAGGGGGUUUGGGAUUUAGGGACUUUGAACAUUUUAAUUUAGCUUUACUGGCGAAACAAGGUUGGAAGAUCAUACAGAACCCUCAUUCCCUUGCAGCUCAGGAGUCAAGAUAUGCUGACAUGGAGGUGCUCGAGCAAUGGAAAAUUUUCUGUAAGGAGUGCUUAUCACCUUCAAGGCUCUUUGAUAGAAGACAGAGUGGGGCAAUCUUCAGCUCAAAGUUCAAGCUCGAGAUUUUGGAACAAAGUUUGAGGAGGAAUAAUUGGCUCUUUGAACAGCAAUUCCAAUCCCCUUAUCAGUUAGCAAAUCUUAUCCAAUCAGAACUGAGUUCUAUUAAAUUGUGGAUUCAGAAUGGUACUCAACAGAAAGUAACCCAAGCUGCUAGAGUUAACAGAUGGAUUGCUCCACCAUUAGAUAUGUUCAAAGCCAACUGGGAUGCUGCCAUUGAUAAAAUCAAUUCAAGGGUGGGGAUUGGUGUAAUUGUUAGGAACUCAGAAGGAGCUGUUAUGGCAUCCUUAUGUUCUUCGAUGGACCUGUUCCUGGAUCCACUUCUUGGUGAGGCCAUAGCAGCUCGAAGAGCCUCUUCCUUCUGUGCAGAUCUGGGUUUUCAGCAUGUCAUACUCGAAGGUGACUCCUUGCUGGUGGUGAAGGCAAUCCAAAUCAAGGAAAAUAGUUGGAGUGAUUCUGGCCUUGUCGUUAGAAAUAUUAAGAUUUUGCUUUCUAAGUUCCUCUCUUGGUCUGUCUUACACGUCCAUAAGGAAGUUAAUGUAAUUGCACAUCACUUGGCAAAAUUUGCUCUUAGUUGCCAAGAGGAUUGCAUAAUGAUUGAGGACUGUCCCCCUUGUAUCAAGCAACUACUAUGA